AGCGGCUGGUCGGCGGCAGCUCUGCUGGUGCGGGGGCGGCGAGCCCGGGAUCGAGCUACCGCGGCCGAGCGCGCCGGCCACCGCCUGCACCGCCCUUCCGCCCGCCCUCCGGACGGCCGCAGCCCUGCGGGUCUCCGCUCCAGACCCACCCCCGCCCCACCCCGCGCGCCUCUGCCGCCUCUUCCAGAGACCCAGCUUGCCGAGCGGCCGCCGCUGCCGCUGUCGCCGCCGCCGCCGCCACCGCGCCAGGUUCCGGCCGCGGCCACCCUCCGCCGUCCAGGGCCCCUCCGUCUCGGCCCCGGGACCCCGGCUCCCCGCCAGCCCCGGCCCCGGCCCCGGCACCAUGUCGGAGAAAAGCGUGGAGGCAGCGGCCGAGUUGAGCGCCAAGGACCUGAAGGAGAAGAAGGAGAAGGUGGAGGAGAAGGCAAGCCGGAAAGAGCGAAAGAAAGAAGUGGUGGAGGCUCCAGUCCCAUUGGUGGUGAUGGUGGGCAAGGCAUGCAGCCAGCCUGAGGCUACUCCCUCUCCUGGUCCCCACAGGAGGAGGAGAACGGGGCUGAGGAGGAAGAAGAAGAAACUGCCGAGGAUGGAGAGGAGGAAGAUGAAGGGGAAGAAGAAGAUGAGGAAGAAGAAGAAGAGGAUGAUGAAGGGCCCGCGCUGAAGAGAGCUGCCGAAGAGGAGGAUGAAGCGGAUCCCAAACGGCAGAAGACAGAAAAUGGGGCAUCGGCGUGAGCCCCUGCCAACAGGCUGGGGUUGGGAGGCCUCUCUGGGCCUGGAGGUGGGGGUGGGGGCAGCCAAGUCCAGCCACUCUUCACCUGGCUCCCUGCUCUGGGCCCUGCACCAGAGCUGCCACCCUCUUCUUUCUCCCCAGCCUUCUCAUUUCCGCCUCUCCAGACACUGCGCCCUCCACCCUCACUCUGCCAUUGUUCCACCUCCUGACCUGCUCCAUCUGAGCUCUCCAGCUGGCCCCCAAUUGCUCCUCUCUCUCUUUGCUCUCUUUCUCCCUCCCCUACCAGCCUCAUUCUUCCUCCGGUAGCCUCUCCCACCUAACCUCUGCAUCCCCCAGCCUCAUGUCCUGCCCCAUCCCUAUCCUGCCUGAUCCCUGGAUCUCCCUCAGAUCCCCUCUUCUCAGACAGCGCCAGGCCGGGGUGGGGCCGGGGUUGGGGCCGAGCCCCACAGCUGCCCCCCUCCCCUCCCUUUUUGUAUAAUUUAAUAAAGAAAUGGUCGCGCUUCUGUUUUUAA
Messenger RNA from Homo sapiens (human), 1239 nucleotides. RefSeq names its product parathymosin (gene PTMS). NCBI's taxonomy places the organism in Eukaryota, Metazoa, Chordata, Mammalia, Primates, Hominidae. Bases 344 to 658 code for a protein of 104 amino acids. The record is from RefSeq and is marked reviewed. The transcript has 5 exons.